Messenger RNA from Sitodiplosis mosellana (orange wheat blossom midge), 645 nucleotides. RefSeq names its product rhodanese domain-containing protein CG4456-like. The transcript is spliced from 2 exons. Bases 187 to 531 code for a protein of 114 amino acids. Gene Ontology annotation, molecular function: thiosulfate-cyanide sulfurtransferase activity. Gene Ontology annotation, cellular component: mitochondrion. The record is from RefSeq and is a predicted model, not a curated record. NCBI's taxonomy places the organism in Eukaryota, Metazoa, Arthropoda, Insecta, Diptera, Cecidomyiidae.
UUUGUGUUACUGUAUGCGUGUGUAUCGCAUAGCUCAUGCGAUCGGCUUGAGAAAACAAAACACUAGCAUUUUAUGACACAGUCGAAAUUGACAAAUAGAUUUCUACGGUUAUCACAGCGAAAGUGAGCGGAAAACUACGCGAUAGGUCGAGUGUGAAGGAAAAAGAAUACAAAGUCAACAUUCAAGAUGAGCAUUGCAACGACCGAAGAAAUUGAAAAUUUACCAAAUCGUCCAGAGGUGCUAUUGAUUGACGUUCGUGAUCCACCCGAAAUCAAAAGCACUGGACUAAUUCCAACCAGCAUUAACAUUCCGUUGGGUACAUUGGAAGAAACGUUAAAAUUACCAGGCGACGAAUUUAAGACGCGUUUUGGUCGUGAUAAACCGGAAAAUGAAACGGAAAUCAUAUUUUCGUGUCGUCUCGGUGGUCGUGCGGCAAAAGCGGCCGAAGUGGCAAAAACGCUAGGAUUCGACAACAGUCGGGUGUAUCAAGGCUCUUGGUCGGAAUGGGCUGCACAUAAAAAUCUUAAUUAAAACAAAAACAUCUUCCUUUCUUACAUACAAAACAAAAAAAAAAUUUGCUUGCAUUUAUUGAUUGUCAUAACUUACUUUCUACAUUGUAAUAAAACUUUUCGAAAGUGGUAAAAA